Thelazia callipaeda (thelaziosis nematode) is the source of this 690-nucleotide messenger RNA. The record is from the annotation of a GenBank genome assembly. NCBI's taxonomy places the organism in Eukaryota, Metazoa, Nematoda, Chromadorea, Rhabditida, Thelaziidae.
AUGGAAAACUUGCAAUCAAAGCGAAUAUAUUUUGACGUAGAAGAUCGACCGCCACCUGCAUACUGGAGUACUGAAACACAAAGUCCAAUCUCAGAUACUCGUAAUAAUGAAAAUGAAUCUUCAAAACAACAAAUCAAAACUAAAAUUGAUCCUAAAGAAUGGCUAAAAGCACCGGAAUUUGUCCCUCGAUCCAAGCAACUUUUCAACGAAUCAUAUUUUUACAAUCAAAAGACCAUGGGAAAUCAAUUUCCUGCAAGUAAUCCAGUUAAUCAGGUCAUUCUGCCUAAUACUAUGACCCGACAACAAAUUCCGAUCCCUACUCAUGCUCAAGCUCAAGCUGCUGCUCUUGCAGCAACAAUUCCAACACAAUUUUCACCUGCUCAUACUGUUAUUGACCUUCCACAACCUGUAAUGCCACCACAAACUAUCGUACCGUUGUCGAUUGGUCAACCGCCACCAUAUUUUAUGUCAAAUACAGGCACAGGACCGCCACAAGCACCAGCACCAGCACCAGCACCAGCACCGCCACCUCUUCAUGUUCCUCCAAUGAUUCCUUUUCCGAUACCAGCAAUUAAUCAGACCGCUUUGGCAUUGCGUGAAGCACUCGAUAUGGUACCACCUGGUUAUUCUGCUAAUAUUACUCACAUAAACUGUAAGUUAUCUCUCUUGCAUAUGUUCAAUUUGUUUUAA